CUUUCGUUGUCUGCUGACCUAAAGGUCACAACGUUACAGGUGUGUCAGAGCUCCUGUUCAUAACAGGCCUCAUUAGAAUGGAAAAACACCACGGUGUUGCAUAUAUAAGUCUUCAGUCGACGGGCUGAGGAUAACUGAGAGAACCUCAUCGACCGCAAACAUGGGCAAGAUUGUCUUCUACGAGGAGAAGAACUUUGGAGGUCGUCACCAUGAGUGCAUGAGCGACUGCUCCGACCUACAAUCCUUGUUCGACCGCUGUCGCUCCAUCAGGGUGGAGAACGGCAUGUUCAUGAUCUACGACCGUCCAGGAUACGCUGGGACCCCCUUCUUCAUGAGGAGGGGCGAGUACUCUGACAUCAUGGGCAUGAGCGGCAUGAAGGACUGCGUCAGGUCCUGUCGCAUGAUCCCGAUGCACAGGGGAAACUUCAGGAUCCGACUGUACGAGAACCAGGACAUGAGAGGUGAGAUGAAGGAGCUGACGGAGGACUGCCCAAACCUGACGGAUCGUAUCCACCACACCAACUCCUGUGAAGUGGUGGACGGACACUGGCUGAUGUUCGAGCAGCCCAACUACAGAGGGCGUCAGUUCUAUCUGAGACCGGGCCAGUACCGCAGCUACAGCGAGUGGAACGGCAGCACCCCGAGGGUGGGCUCCAUCCGACGCCUCAUGGAUCUCUAAAGACGCACGGAUGGUUCUCGUCAAAUGUCUGCUCUUUGCCGUGUUUCACACAUUGAAUAAAAUGGCGACGGGGCUCAAGUGUAUUCCGUUUUGUUCUUGCUCUCUGCAUCUGGACGGCUUGUUCCCAAGC
Synchiropus splendidus (mandarinfish) is the source of this 809-nucleotide messenger RNA. Its product is annotated as gamma-crystallin B-like. Gene Ontology annotation, biological process: lens development in camera-type eye; visual perception. The coding region runs from base 161 to 679 and encodes 172 amino acids. NCBI's taxonomy places the organism in Eukaryota, Metazoa, Chordata, Actinopteri, Syngnathiformes, Callionymidae. The transcript has 3 exons. The record is from RefSeq and is a predicted model, not a curated record. Gene Ontology annotation, molecular function: structural constituent of eye lens.